UCUUCUUCUCUUUUCACUGGCAGCUUUUUCGUGUGGAUUAAUCUGUCUGUUUGGGCUUCUUUUUGAGGCAGGCACAAAGAAAAUAGACAGACAGAGGUAUUUUGGAAGUGGGAGGGGAUUGAGGCAAAGAUGCACAGGUGGGGCGCAGAUUGAAAACAGCCAGUUUGUUUUUGCUUGGUGAACACAGAGGCAAGGCUGAGGUGGAGCGUUGCUCAGGGCUCACAGCUAUUCAUUGGGAGGACAGGUUGGACUGGUUUGCUGCUCCACAUUACAAGUGUUUCCCCCGCUCUGGCUCACUACAAAUCAUCAGCAGAGAGACGCUGAGGAAGGAAGGAACCAGAUAGAAGAUAGAAAGUGGCUUUGGAAAGACUCAAAGUACAUUUCAACAUUUGGCCCAGAGAGGAAUCUCAACAUGCCCGAGGAAAGGGAAGGAGAAUUUUAUGGAAAGAAUGGCGAGCCAAGGAAGUUCGACCCGACAUUCAAGGGCCCGAUCCAGAACAGGGGCUGCACAGACAUCGUGUGCUGCAUCCUCUUCAUUAUUGCCAUAGUGGCUUAUAUUGCAGUGGGAAUACUCGCCUGGUCCCAGGGCGACCCCAGGAAGGUGAUCUACCCCACAGACAGUCGAGGCCAGUUCUGUGGGCAGGCUGGCACGCCACUUGAGGACAAGCCUGUGUUGUUCUACUUCAACAUCAUGAAGUGUGCCAGCCCCAUGGUGCUGCUGGAGUUCCAGUGUCCGACCACACAGAUGUGUGUGGAGAAGUGCCCCGAAAAGUUCAUGACAUUACUCAAAGCCUACACCAACAAAAAUGACUUUGACUACUACAAGACCUUCUGCAAGGAAGGUGUGACUAACACAAUGGGAGCACCAGAAAUCCUGAAGCAGGGUCUCUGUCCUGCCAUGCUGAUGCCCAGCAAACCCUUCACUCGCAGGUGUUUCCCAGCGUUGGGCGAGAGCGGAGGGGUGAUAACUGUUGGAAACAACUCUAAAUUCGACGAUGGACGGGGAAACAUGAGAGACGCCAAGGACCUUUUGGAUGGAGUCACGAACGCCACAGUGGUCAUCGAGGCGCGCCAGGUGGUCAUGAAAAUCUUUGAGGAUUUCACCCAGUCCUGGUACUGGAUCCUGAUAGGGUUGGUUAUCGCCAUGCUCACCAGCCUGCUCUUCAUCGUCCUCCUGCGCUUCCUGGCAGGGAUCAUGGUCUGGGUCAUGAUUGUCAUGGUGAUACUGGUCAUAGGAUACGGUAUCUUCCACUGCUACAUGGAGUACGCUGCUCUUAAGGGAACAGCGGGCUCGGACGUGACGUUACAGCAGCUCGGCUUCCAGACGGACUUCGCGGUCUACCUGCAGAUCAGACAGACCUGGCUGGCCUUCAUGAUUAUCCUGGCCAUCGUGGAGGUCAUCAUCCUCCUGCUGCUCAUCUUCCUCAGGAAGAGGAUCCUCAUCGCCAUCGCUCUCAUCAAAGAAGCCAGCAGAGCCAUCGGACAUGUGAUGUCGUCUCUUUUCUACCCGCUGUUCACUUUCGUCCUGCUGGCCAUGGUGGUCUCCUACUGGGCGGUCACCGCUGUCUUCUUGUCUACCUCUAAUGAACCCAUCUACAAAGUCUUCAACGAGACGGCAUGCGACUACUCGAGAACGACUUGUAAUCCAGCGAACUACUCCACCAGUCCUGAGAAAGCAAAGUGCCCCGACUCCAUGUGCCUUUUCGCCUUCUAUGGAGGGGAGACCGCGUACCACAAAUACCUGAUCGGCCUGCAGUUCUACAACGUCUUCCUCUUCUUCUGGUGUGCCAACUUCGUCACUGCUCUGGGACAGAUGACCCUGGCCGGGGCCUUCGCCUCGUACUACUGGGCCUUCGUCAAGCCGGAUGACAUGCCUGCCUUCCCAGUGUUCGCUUCCCUCGGGAGAUCUCUCAGGUAUCACACAGGGACUCUGGCGUUCGGUUCCCUUAUCCUCUCAAUCGUUCAGAUCAUCAGGGUUUUGCUGGAGUAUCUGGACCACAAGCUGCAAGGAGCCCAAAAUAAGUUUACCAAGUUCCUGUUGUGCUGUCUGAAGUGCUGCUUUUGGUGUCUGGAGAAAUUUGUCAAGUUCAUAAACAGAAAUGCCUACAUCAUGGUGGCGAUAUACGGCAAAAACUUCUGCACCUCCGCCAGAGAUGGCUUCUUCCUCCUCAUGAGGAACAUGGUCAGGGUGGCUGUCUUGGACAAAGUGACAGAUUUCCUCUUGUUUUUGGGCAAACUGCUCAUCGUUGGGCUCGUGGGGAUCUUUGCCUUCUUUUUCUUCUCGGGGAGAGUGAAGGCCUUCGAGAGUACAGCCCCCCAUCUCCACUACUACUGGGUACCCAUCCUGACUGUGGUGGUUCUCUCCUACUUCAUCGCCCAUGGCUUCUUCAGCGUCUACGCCAUGUGUGUGGACACGCUCUUCCUCUGUUUCUUGGAGGAUCUGGAGAGGAACGAUGGCAGCGCAGAGCGGCCCUACCUGAUGCCCGAGAGCCUCCGAAAAGUCCUGAAUAAGAAGAACAAGAAGGAGCCGGCACAGUAAAGAACUGGGGGGUGCCGUGUCAUUUCUCCCAUGCUCCCUUGUUCCAACCGCUCAAUAGACCUUUUUUCACAGCAGACAUGUUGACUUGUCAUAGUAGGAACAGCACAGGUGUAUUCAAAACCCAUUAAUGAUGGCUGCAUUCCA
This is a messenger RNA of Perca fluviatilis (European perch), 2683 nucleotides long. Its product is annotated as choline transporter-like protein 2. The transcript has 22 exons. The coding region runs from base 413 to 2539 and encodes 708 amino acids. Gene Ontology annotation, biological process: choline transport; transmembrane transport. NCBI's taxonomy places the organism in Eukaryota, Metazoa, Chordata, Actinopteri, Perciformes, Percidae. Gene Ontology annotation, cellular component: membrane. Gene Ontology annotation, molecular function: choline transmembrane transporter activity. The record is from RefSeq and is a predicted model, not a curated record.